Leptinotarsa decemlineata (Colorado potato beetle) is the source of this 367-nucleotide messenger RNA. Its product is annotated as gustatory receptor for sugar taste 64e. Gene Ontology annotation, molecular function: taste receptor activity. The record is from RefSeq and is a predicted model, not a curated record. Gene Ontology annotation, cellular component: membrane. Lineage: Eukaryota; Metazoa; Arthropoda; Insecta; Coleoptera; Chrysomelidae. Gene Ontology annotation, biological process: detection of chemical stimulus involved in sensory perception of taste; sensory perception of chemical stimulus.
AUGGCGCAGUUUUUUGGGGUAAUGCCUCUGCAUGGUAUUAGCAAAGGUAUUGACGAUGUCACAUUCAAGUGGGGAAGCCUGAGAGUGUGCUAUUCAGUGUUCAACGCUGCAGCUACACUCACCAGUACUGGGUUCUGGAUAGUUAAAUUUUUCGUCAAUGGCUUGAUCGUGGUUCAAACUGUACAAAUGGUUUUCUACAGUUGCACGUUUUUGGCUUCAGUGCGGCUCAUUAAAAUAGCACGUCAUUGGUCUUAUAUUUUACGGGAAUGGUCUGCGGUGGAGAUGUCUAUGAGAGGUUAUUUUACUGAAACUAAGGCAAAGAGAAAAUUCGUCGUCAUUACAGCAGUAUUCAUGAGUUUAGGAAUAG